GGGCAUAGCGCUCCGUACGGACUUUGCGCAACUCGGGCCUGGUUGGCGCCUCGCAGCCUCGCGCUGCGUUGAGCGGGCAGCGGGCGGCGGGCACGGUAAGCAUGGCUGCAGAACAGAAGCGGAGCAGAUGGGCUUGGAAAGAAAACGCUGCAGCUGAACAGGGAGCUGACAAAGAGCCAUGUGAUCUUGUGGGCAAACAGUUGGGGGAACCAGGAAGGUUUGCAUAUGCAGCCCUCUGCGGGGUAUCCCUGGCUUACUUGUUUCCUGAAAAAGAGCAAAGCUCCUUUAGAAAGAAGCUUGUGGAGGGCUUGGUGAAAUGGCUUGAGUUGUCAGAAACCGUCCUGCCUGCCAUGGCAGCCUUUGCCAGUGGUUUGGGAGGUGAGGGGACAGAAACAUUUGCUGAGAUUUUACUGAAGGAUCCUGUCCUGAAAAACAAUCCAGUCAUCAUUACUCAAGAUCUUUUGUCCUUCUCUCUAAAGGAUGGUUACUAUGAUGCUCGAACACGGGUGUUGAUCAGUCACAUCAAUUGGCUGCUGAGGAUCCCCCUGGAGGAGCUGGAAGUCUUGGAGGAGUGCUUACUUGAAAGCCUAAAAGAACAAAAAGAAGAAGAAUCAGAAACUGCAGAAGCAUCAAGGAAAAAGAAAGAAAGAAAGAAGAAAUUGAAACGCUACUUGCUGAUUGGCUUGGCAACUGUUGGGGGUGGAACCGUUAUCGGUUUGACAGGGGGUCUUGCUGCCCCUCUGGUUGCUGCUGGAGCUGCAACUAUCAUUGGAAGUGCUGGGGCAGCAGCUCUGGGUUCAGCAGCUGGAAUUGCUGUCAUGGCAUCUCUCUUUGGAGCAGCAGGAGCUGGCCUUACAGGAUACAAGAUGAAGAAACGUGUGGGAGCCAUAGAGGAGUUUGAGUUCCUUCCUUUAACAGAAGGGAAACAGCUUCAUAUCACAAUAGCCAUCACCGGAUGGUUGUGUACUGGCAAGUAUGGGAGUUUCACUGCACCGUGGUCCAGCAUGUUGCAAUCCAGCGAGCAGUAUUGUCUGGCCUGGGAGUCCAAGUACCUGAUGGAGCUGGGCAAUGCUCUGGAUUCCCUGCUGAAUGGUUUGGUUAACAUAAUGGCUCAGGAAGCUCUGAAAUACACUAUCUUGUCAGGCAUCGUGACAGCCCUGACGUGGCCAGCCUCACUCCUCACUGUGGCCAACGUCAUUGACAACCCUUGGGGGGUGUGCCUGCAUCGGUCGGCCGAAGUGGGCAAGCAUCUGGCACAUAUACUGCUCAGUCGGCAGCAGGGCAUGCGGCCUGUUACCUUGAUUGGCUUCAGUCUGGGUGCAAGAGUCAUUUACUUCUGCCUUCAAGAGAUGGCUCAAGAGAAAGACUCUGAAGGAAUUGUCGAGGACGUGGUCCUGUUGGGAGCUCCAGUGGAAGGAGAAGCCAAGUACUGGAAAGCUUGCGCUAAGGUGGUGUCAGGAAGGAUCAUAAAUGGCUACUGCAGGGGGGACUGGCUGCUGAGCUUUGUAUACCGGACCUCCUCUGUGAAGCUCAACGUUGCAGGCCUUCAGCCAGUCAACUUGGAUGACAGGAGAAUGGUGAAUGUGGACCUUUCAUCGAUAGUCAGCGGACACCUGGACUACAUGAAGCAAAUGGACACUAUCCUGAAGGCUGUGGGCAUUAAAACCAAGGAGUGUCGCCUGGAGGAGAUGGGGAGCACCAGCCUCUUCUCCAGCCAGGGCAAGAAAAGACAGGAGCCAGCAGACAAUGAGACUCGGGGAGAGAACAGCAGGGUGGCAGAAGACGGUGCCAUCAAGUCUGACCACUGGUCCUGGGAGCCCAUAGCUAGUGAUGGACUGUGCCCGAGUGGCAGAAACUCUCCCCUUACACACCCCAAGGCUUCCGAAUCGCCAGUCUCGUCAGAUGCCAGCAGAGACCAAAGCCCAAGCAACAAACCUUAUUCGGCCAGCUCCCUGUCCUGCUCUGGUUCUUCUAGUCAUGUCCUGGGAGAAAUCUCCUGCCACAACCCAGACUAUUCGAACAAUAAUGACAUCAAGAAGCAGGCAGCAGACCAAAGUCUGGACUGAAUCUGAGAAAUCAACACUGAACAAUCCCUUGCUCUUUCCUUGGUCACUGCUUCAUGACCAGAGGACACAACCUGCCUAGUGCUUUGGUGCAAGACAGCCCUGGCCUACCUGGUUCUUCAGUGCACCCCUGGGCUGAGCACUAAAUGCAGUUACUAGAAAACAUGAGCAUCUGGUUUCUGGCACAGCUAAUAAUUUCCGUAGGUCUGGCACUGUUGGGUUAAAGAGCCAUUACAACCAUUGAAUAACCCUGGGCAAUACUGGUUUUCAGUGGAAACUAUUUGGAGAUCUUUUUGGGAGUGUUGGAGUGGGAGGAUGUUCUGGCAGGAUCACAGCAUCUCUCAGGCUCCCACAACACCAGGAGACUCCCAGCAGCUGGGCUGGAACACCAGCAUGUCCAGCAGGGCUGGUCUGCUCUUCAUUUUGCAGUUGCUUCUUCCCAGCUUCCUUACGCCACAUCUCCUUACACUUCAGGGUAGGAAGCACCAUCAGCCAGUGCUCAGAGGCUGGGAUGGAAAAGCCCAGCUGGUGCCAUUGCUGCAAUACAGCCAAACUGCUCUAAUGUACCUGAGAAAACCCCCCAUGAAAGCCCACAUGUUCCUUCAGCACUUCAGACCUGGUUUACUUACUCCCCUGCACGUCCAGUGGGAUUCGGACGUGAGUUGUUGCACUCUGGCAUUAGCUUCUUCUGCCUUAGGGCUAGCUCAGGGUUAUGGGACCACGGUGGCAUUGCUGUGCCACCCCCUCAUUUUCUUUUUCCGUCUGUUCUUUGUGCGCACAUUGGCAAGACAGGCAGACAGGAAUAGACUGACCCUAGUGUUAACAGUGACAGAAACACUUGGGCCAGGUGCUGUCUCUACACUGGACUGCAGAAGGUGGAGCAGGAUGGACACUGACUGCAGCUUAGAAGAUGUUAUAGAAACUGGAGCGUGGAAGUGGAGUGUCACUGGGACAAAGCCGUCGGAGCUGCUGUGACUGUCUCCUCACCUGACAGAGAGUCGGGUUCUCGGCUGCUGUAGAUCAGCCAAGAGCCACAGAAAUCAUGGAGUUGUCCUGAUUGGCACUAGCUGAGGUCCAAGUGCUUGUCCUUGGAGGUUACUGCCAUGAUCGUGGUAGGAAAAUGCUGCUUCAUGUUGUGAAACUUAGGGAAACCAAGUGAUUGUGGCAGCAUUAUUAAAGUAUCUUGGGGACCAGGAAUUUGUCUGUGUGAAGAACAGCUUGUCACUUGGGAAUUAAAGGGGUGAAUUUG
Molecule: messenger RNA, 3312 nt
Organism: Alligator mississippiensis (American alligator)
Lineage: Eukaryota; Metazoa; Chordata; Crocodylia; Alligatoridae
Gene: TMCO4
Product: transmembrane and coiled-coil domains 4
Exons: 14
Coding region: 102-2066 (654 amino acids)
Source: RefSeq, a predicted model, not a curated record